Messenger RNA from Agrilus planipennis (emerald ash borer), 2319 nucleotides. RefSeq names its product probable cytochrome P450 301a1, mitochondrial (gene Cyp301a1). Bases 619 to 2220 code for a protein of 533 amino acids. Gene Ontology annotation, molecular function: heme binding; iron ion binding; monooxygenase activity. Lineage: Eukaryota; Metazoa; Arthropoda; Insecta; Coleoptera; Buprestidae. The transcript has 10 exons. The record is from RefSeq and is a predicted model, not a curated record.
UCUACAUCUCAUACCCAUAUUAUCCCGUCUUGGAAAGGUUACCCUGAAAAUUGGAAAAUCCGAGAAAAGCUGAACGUGCUUUUUACAAAGGAUAAGCGUAGUUCUUAGUAGUCCUGAAAAAGUUUUCAAGGGAAAAAAUUCACGAUAAUUGCAAAGAAAAUCCGGAAAAACUACAAAAAACAUAACAAAGCUUGGUUGUUGCUGCCUUGUUCCACCAUUGCUUUGUACUAAUCGUAAGUACAAUCGGCGUCGGAUUCCUUUCAUUUAAAGCCUGUGGAAUGUAAGAAGUAGAGAAUGAAAUUAGUAUGCAUUAGCUCUUUUCACAAUCACUUCUGGAAGGAAGGUGGAAUUAAAGCAGACGUACAGGCGCGUAACCAGGUGCUCGUAACAGUGUCACACAUUCUUCUUCGUGAAGAGCAGACAGCUUUCUAAGCCAACCGUGACCCAACGCCGUCGAAAAACUCUUCCGAAAAAGGAAUAAAAAGUGUGUGCGUGCGGAAUUUACUAAAUUAACUGUCGUCUAGUCGUUUAUUUUCAAGUGUCUUUUUUAUUAAGUGUUUGUGAUUUUAUAGUGUACUAAGAAGCACGAAAACUAAUGAAACCAAAUUAACAUUCAACAUGCGUGCUAGUGUUACCAUAAAAUCGGCAAAAUUAUGCGAAAAAUACUUUCCGUUUCAAUAUCGUUACCGAUCUCAUGCCGCUAUCACAUCUAACAUUGCUUCAAACAACUUCUUCCCAUGUGAAGAUGAGGUUUUACAAGUGGCUAAACCUUACUCAGACGUACCGGGCCCGAAACCCAUACCAAUUUUAGGUAAUACGUGGCGUUUGUUACCAUUAAUUGGUCAAUAUGAUGUAUCUGACGUUGCCAAACUUUCUGGCCUAUUUUACAAAGAGUAUGGAAAAAUUGUUAGAUUAAGUGGACUUGUGGGAAGGCCAGAUUUACUAUUCGUAUACGACGCCGACGAGAUCGAAAGGGUUUACAGGCAGGAAGGACCAACUCCAUUUCGUCCUUCGAUGCCUUGCUUGGUUAAAUACAAGGGUGAAGUAAGAAAGGAGUUUUUUGGUGACUUACCUGGAGUUGUGGGUGUGCACGGACAGCCUUGGAGAGACUUCAGAACCAAAGUUCAGAAACCAGUUUUGCAAAUUCAUACUGUUAAGAAGUAUAUCGAACCAAUCGAGGAUACAACAAAUUAUUUCAUUCAAAGGAUGAUGGAAAUGAGAGAUGAACGAGAAGAGAUGCCAGCUGAUUUUGAUAACGAAAUUCACAAGUGGGCUUUAGAAUGUAUAGGAAAAGUAGCACUAGACGUUCGAUUAGGUUGUUUAGAUCCAAAUCUACCGCCGGAUUCCGAACCCCAAAAAAUUAUCGAUGCUGCAAAGUAUGCCUUAAGAAAUGUAGCAAUUCUGGAAUUAAAAUUUCCAUUCUGGAGAUUCUUCCCAACGCCUCUUUGGACCAGAUAUGUAAAUAACAUGAACUUCUUUGUAGAAAUUUGUUCGAAAUAUAUUAACGCAGCGCUAGAGAGAUUAAAAAUGAAAACGGUAAAAAAUGAAAAGGAUUUGUCACUGGUUGAAAGGAUCCUUGCAAAAGAACCUGACACUAAAACAGCAACCAUUUUAGCUUUGGAUUUAAUUUUAGUAGGAAUUGAUACCAUUUCAAUGGCUGUAUGUUCAAUUCUAUACCAACUGGCUACAAGACCGGAUCAGCAAGAAAAAAUAUAUCAAGAACUGAAAAAUGUACUGUCUGACCCCAAUACACCGCUUACAGUGAAACUGUUGGAUCGGAUGGUUUUUCUCAGAGCAUUCGUGAAAGAAGUCUUCAGAAUGUAUUCUACAGUAAUUGGUAAUGGAAGGACAUUACAAAAGGAUACUGUUAUUUUAGGCUACAAAAUUCCCAAAGGGGUUCAAGUGGUUUUUCCCACUCUGAUAACCGGAAGCAUGGAGGAAUACGUAAGUGAUCCUGAAACAUUUAAACCGGAAAGGUGGAUGAAAACGCAUAGUCACAGUAAUAAAUUACAUCCAUUUGCCUCGUUGCCGUACGGUCAUGGAGCAAGGAUGUGUUUGGGGAGAAGAUUUGCAGAUUUAGAAAUUCAAAUACUAUUAGCCAAGUUAAUUAGAUCAUACAAACUAGAAUAUCAUCAUCCCCCACUGGAUUACAAAGUGACAUUUAUGUACGCUCCCGAUGGUGAACUCAAGUUAAAAGUUACCAAAAGAAAUGAAUCAUAAUUAUCUACAAUACACAGUUUAACUAAUUGUAAUGUAAAGAAAGACUUAUUCUAACUGUAUAUUAUUAUGUACAUACUACUACGUUAAUAAAUACAUUUU